Messenger RNA from Exophiala aquamarina CBS 119918, 921 nucleotides. RefSeq lists its product as uncharacterized. Gene Ontology annotation, molecular function: hydrolase activity. The transcript has a single exon. NCBI's taxonomy places the organism in Eukaryota, Fungi, Ascomycota, Eurotiomycetes, Chaetothyriales, Herpotrichiellaceae. The record is from RefSeq and is a predicted model, not a curated record. Bases 1 to 921 code for a protein of 306 amino acids.
AUGGACAUCGAAAGAAGUACAAUCGGCCCAAGGGUGUCAGCCUGGAAGAGGACACGCCCAUUCCGCCAACUACCCAGUGGAUCUUGGGAUAGCCAUAUGCACAUCAUUGAUGCAGAACGGUACCCCUUCGUAGCGGAUGCUCAAUACAUACCGCCAUCGCACGUGCUUGAGCAGGCGCUCGAGAGGGAAGCCGAGCUAGGCAUCGACAACAUUGUUUUGGUCCAACCAUCUGUCUAUGGCAAUGACAAUUCAUGCUUGCUCGACGGCCUGCGUCGACUCGGACCGUACCAUGCCCGGGGUGUUGUGGCAUUCGAUCCAACCACGGUCGAUCCACUGACGCUGCGCAAGUGGCAUGAGCUCGGGGUGCGAGGGGUUCGAGUUAAUUUUCAGUCAGUCGGCAAGAAAGUCACGGAGCAGGAGCUGGAGCAAUUGCUGCGAGCAUACGCCGAUGUUGUUCGACCGCUCAACUGGGUAUUGCAACUCUAUAUCUCACUUUCCUGCGUGGGCAUGCUGGAGAAGAUUCUUCCUCCGCUCCGGAUCAAGGUCUGCCUGGACCAUUUCGGCAGCCCUUCCCUACCAGGUCUAUAUACGAAUGAGCAAGGUUCCGCCCGCUUCCUCGCCGACAUGUCAUCACUGGCUCGUCUGCUCGAAUAUAGCAGGACGUACGUCAAGUUCUCUGCAUACUACCGACUGUGCAAGGACAUGUCGCAGCUAGAGCCCGUCGCGAGGACCUUGCUCGGUGUCGCCAACGGGCAGAAGGUGCUCUUUGGAACCGAUUGGCCACAUACGAGGUAUUCAGGCUUGAAGAUCGAACCCUUCAUCCAGGUUGUCCUGGACUGGUGCCAUGCAGACGACGAGCUGAUCAAUCGAGUCUUUCGCGACAACGCCAUAACUCUGUGGGAUGCACAAAAGAAUGCAUGA